AUGCCGCCUCAGGACGAUCAGGCUCCUCCCGUGCCGCCCAGAAGAGCCGGGACCUGCUCCAUCUCGCUGCCCGAGCGGAGGCUGAAGUGCGUGCUGGUGGGAGACGGAGCGGUGGGCAAAACCAGCCUGAUAGUGAGCUACACCACCAACGGAUACCCAUCAGAGUACAUCCCCACUGCUAUAGACCACUUCUCAGCGAGGGUUGCGGUGGAUGGAAGACCAGUACAACUUCAGCUCUGUGACAUGGCAGGACAGGUGGAGUUCGAGCGCCUCCGUCCACUCUGUUACCACGAUGCUGACGUCUUCCUGCUCUGCUAUAGCAUCAUCCUGCCGGCCUCCUUCCGUAGUGUGGCAGAGCAGUGGGCCCCGGAAGUCCACCGGCUGUGCCCUGGGGUCCCUGUUAUCCUCGUAGGGACACAGUCAGAUCUACGUGAAGAUGUGCAGGUGCUGAUACACCUGGCGGAGGAACAAGAGCGGCCAGUUAGCGAGGAAGAUGCUCGGCUGUGUGCUCAGACCAUCGGGGCGGUGGCCUACGUAGAGUGUUCAGCGCUAACACAGAAAAACUUGAAAGAGGUGUUCGACACGGCCAUCGUAGCCAGCCUGCAGCAUGUGGAGGAGGUGCAGGAGGAGGGCCUGAGGGCCCGGCACAUGCUGCGGGAGAAGGCGCCAGACAAAAUCAAACAGCUCUCAGUGACCUGGUGGAGAAAGCUCAGCUGUUUCAUGUGAGGGGAUGUUUGAAUCUUUGAAUACAGGGGCACACAAGGAGCAUUUCCACCAAGCAUCUGGAACCUUUUGAAAAACCAAAGAGUUCUAGAACCAGAAGCUCCGGAGGUUCCUGAACAUUUUGAGGAACCAACAGGUUCCGGAACUACAGGUACCUUUCCACCAAAUUCUGUAACCUUUUUAGAAACCAAAGACUUCUAGAACCAAACGCUUUCCAACUGAAGUUCCAGAACCUUUUGUAGAACCAAAAGGUUCCAGAACCACAGGAGCUUUUU
This is a messenger RNA of Pygocentrus nattereri (red-bellied piranha), 998 nucleotides long. RefSeq names its product rho-related GTP-binding protein RhoU. Gene Ontology annotation, molecular function: GTPase activity; GTP binding. NCBI's taxonomy places the organism in Eukaryota, Metazoa, Chordata, Actinopteri, Characiformes, Serrasalmidae. The transcript has 3 exons. The record is from RefSeq and is a predicted model, not a curated record. Gene Ontology annotation, biological process: small GTPase-mediated signal transduction. The coding region runs from base 1 to 726 and encodes 241 amino acids.